This is a messenger RNA of Ochotona princeps (American pika), 1138 nucleotides long. RefSeq names its product ALG14 UDP-N-acetylglucosaminyltransferase subunit (gene ALG14). Gene Ontology annotation, biological process: dolichol-linked oligosaccharide biosynthetic process. Bases 93 to 743 code for a protein of 216 amino acids. NCBI's taxonomy places the organism in Eukaryota, Metazoa, Chordata, Mammalia, Lagomorpha, Ochotonidae. Gene Ontology annotation, cellular component: UDP-N-acetylglucosamine transferase complex. The record is from RefSeq and is a predicted model, not a curated record. The transcript has 4 exons.
GCGUCACUCCGCGUUUGAAUCUCCUCGGCGCCCGUAGCCGUGAACUUUAACCACGGGCGCCAGGGACUAGCACGCAUGCGUUUUUCCUUCACAUGGUGUGGCUCCUUAUUGUAGCUGCAGCGGCAGGAGCUGUGGCGACCUUGCUAGUCCUGCGACUAUGGGUAGUGCUGCACUCCCAGGCCGUUACGCCCCGGAAGUCUCUCAGUGUCGUGGUAGUGGCCGGCUCCGGUGGACAUACCACGGAGAUCCUGAGACUGCUGGAGAGCUUAUCCGAUGCUUACUCACCUAGACAUUACAUCCUUGCUGACACUGAUAACAUGAGUGCCAUGAAAAUAGAUACUUUGGAACGUGCUCGAGCUAAUAGAGACCCUAGUAGCACGUGUUCCCAGUACUACCUUCAUCGAAUUCCCAGGAGCCGUGAGGUUCAGCAGUCCUGGCUGUCCACGGUGCUCAGCACCUUGCAUUCCAUGUGGGUGUCCUUUCCUCUGGUCCUCAGAGUGAAGCCUGAUCUGGUAUUGUGUAAUGGACCCGGAACAUGUGUUCCUAUCUGCAUAUCCGCCCUGCUCCUUGGGAUUCUGGGGCUGAAGAAAGUGAUCAUUGUCUACGUGGAAAGCAUCUGCCGAGUGGAAACCCUGUCCCUGUCAGGGCACAUCCUACUUCACCUCUCGGAUUACUUCAUCGUGCAAUGGCCAACUCUAAAAGAGAAGUAUCCCAAAACUGUGUACCUUGGGCGAAUCGUUUGACAGUCGGCAGCAUGCAUCUUUAGAAUGUUACCAUCCGCCAUGGUAUUUACUCUGAUGGUUGGGAAGAACACUACAGGCUUGCCAUGAAGGCUGUUUAAAAUUGAGAAUUAUUGGUGAUCAAGAAUUACAAAAAAAGAAGUGCAAAUAACUGAGUAUAGAGAAACUGAGGUCUCUCAUAAAACAAACAUGAUGAGCUGUAAACACAAAAUACUUACGUCUGUACACACCAGAUUUCAGCUCGAGAAAAGUGUCUGUCACUAACUACAAGUUAUCUUCUGUUUACACAAUCUUUUUUCAACCUAAAUAUAAAGUUUGUAUGAUUAGUAACAUUUCCUGUUACUAUAGUUUUCUUCCCCCUCCCCAAGUAUCUGUCUCGUGGGGGGAAAAGAAAAGUA